GGUUUCUCCAGGGCAGAAGGAAAAGAAUGCGCACCCGCUCUCCCGGUUCCUCUCUCUACGCGGCCUCAAUGAUGCGCUUAUACACCGUCUGGCUGGUUAGUCUUUUCUGAGAGGGGUGCCGCUUGGACAUUUCUUUUUCCCUAAGUGUUGUUGUUUUUUUUUGCUGCCUGUCCUCAGAUUUCCAGAGCCAGAAGGUUAUCGUUGGAGGCGGCAAUGAAGAAAAUGCAAGAACUCCAAACGGGACAAAACAAAUAGCUUUUAGGAUUAAAGACGAAAAUCGGAGAAAGCACAGCUGUAUACAAAUGUAUUAUGGACUUAGGUUUGCUCGCCCCGGCCAUGGAAACUCCUUUCAAAGAAUCAGAAACUUUCUAAAGAAGGAAGCUGCUCAUCUCCACCCAGUAUCCAUGUAAAGAUCAAUCAUCGUGCGUGCUACUGCCACAAUAAAGCUUUUAGCCUUUUGGUGCUACAAGAUUCUUUGUUGUUUUUGCUUCAGCAGACUGACACAAGGGAGUGAUAGGAUAGAAACGCGCAGUUUAAGUGCCUUGGUUUCUCUUGCAAAAUUUUUAUCUUUUGGUACAUUUUAUGGUGCACUUGGAUAAUGUGAAACUAACACAACACCGCUGGUGUAAACGAAUAAUUGUACCAUAUAUUUAUUUAAAUAACCCCGCAUAAACUGACGUUAACAAUAAUUUAGCAAUCAACAAAUAGGCUAUUUCUUUUAAAAAAAUACAAUGAAAACUGCAAAGUGCUCCACAUAUCUUCCAGAUGGGGUGCUGCCUUACAAAUGGGUAAGUAGGUUCUAAUUCUGUGUGCUUGCGUGAUUGAUUCGCAAAUGUCCAUAUACAGUACAUUCAGUUUAAGGGUGCUUUUGCUAGGGAUUCACACCUGUUUUCUCAGAAGAUCAGACUUAUUUGUAAUAAGGAAAAUGACAACUAAAUGCAUUGGAAAGUGUAGGACAGGAUAAGUGUUCAAUAAACAGGACCGAACAACACUGCUGUUUCCUGUCCACAGUGAGCUGGAUUAUUUCUGUGCUGUGUGUUCUGGUCCCUCAUCUCAACUUCUCCCCCACCUUUUACUGCCUUUUCUCACUCUUGAGCAUUGGUGCACACUUUUAAAAAAAUCUAUAGGAAGUGGACAUGGGGAACUCUUAGUUAUGAUGUUUCCCAAUGGUGAACCCCAGAGCUGCAGACUAUGAUUGAAAAAGAAACCCGAGUCGUGGGGGUGCCGGAUCCCAAAUGACAGGCAUUUCUCAUCUACAAGAGAAGAUGGAUUUAAAGGUCAUCGCUGAGGAGCCAUUCUUGUCCCCAUUUAUUCAAAAGCGUAGGUUCCAGCGCUACUUUAGUUUUUUGGACAGUGGUUUAUUUUCACGGCAUUGUGAGAAAAGAGUGCCAUAAACGAAUUAAAGGGACGGAGUGGUUUUAUCCGUACGACAAAGCAGGAAGCGAAGCGGCCCCCAGCAGCAACACAAAAGCCUCUUAGGGCAGGGGAGAUUCCAAAGGAAGUGACGUCACCGGGACGUGCACUCGGCGAACCAAUAGGCAACCAGCGCCGGCGGCGAAGGGGCGGGAGGAGUUGAGGCGAGCGGAGAAGAAGCCGGAAGAAGUUUUAUUUCUGCCAAGUGCUCUCUUGCCCUGUCGCUGUUUUUCCUUCUCUCGGCGUCCAUCUCCGUACCUUUGCACGCCUAACAUGGAGCCUGGAGCAAUCGCUGCUGUCGUCCCCGCUCCUGAGGCGAGCGCGAGUCCAGCUUGGCCCCAAAGCAAGGUGAGGGGGGACGGGGGCCGAGCCCGAGGAAUUUCUUCAGGCCUGGUCUAGAUCCAGCCGCCCCCAGAACGAGAGCCAGCGGAGGAGGCCUGAGGUGGCGGGAUGGGCGCCGUCGUCGCUUCAGGCACUGAAGGGCGGCGGCGGGGAGGACCCCCCCCCCCAUUGAUAAGCGAGUAGAGCGGAGGCCUCGUCGCGUAAUUCCCUGAGAGGAAACAAAAUGAAAUAUCUCUUCCCUCCCCCCUGUCUCACACACACUUGGUUUUCUCUCAGGGAAUGUUGUGGUGACAGUUAAGAAAAACGACGCUGCCUCCCCUCGCGGAACCUGAAGUGGUACAGCCCACUCCGUGUAAUUCUGCCCGCCUCGUCCUUCUGCGGGUGUAAACGAGGCGUCAGGCCUCCAGGGAAGGAGGCCUUGGCCUCGCCUCCUCUCCCGCCACACUGGUUGGGACGGGUAGGGGGGGCGCGGGUUUUAUUGUCCGAAGUGACCCCGCCGCUGGCUCCUUUCUUUUCCACUGCCUGCCCCACAGGGUUGCUCUAAUUCAGAAGGCCAACCUUGUGCUGGCAGAGAUGAGUACAGUGGUACCUCGGGUUACAUACACUUCAGGUUACAGACUCCGUUAACCCAGAAAUAUUGCUUCAGGUUAAGAACUUUGCUUCAGGAUGAGAACAGAAAUUGUGCUCUGGCGGCGCGCCGGCAGCGGGAGGCCCCAUUAGCUCAAGUGGUCUUCAGGUUAAGAACAGUUUCAGGUUAAGAACGGACCUCUGGAACGAAUUAAGUACUUAACCCGAGGUACCACUGUAAAGGGUCCAAGCGGUCCUGUGAGGAUAGAAUUGGGGGCUGGUGAGGGAACAACCAUUUCAUAGCCACCGGAGGCUAUGUGGCAGAAAGGUGGUAGGUGGGACAUAGCUGAGUGAGCAAAGUAAAUAAUAAUACUCUUUGCCAGCAAAUAGGUAUAGGGUUCUCAUUGUUUCAAUGACCUGGUCAUAAACCCCCCAAAAACAAGGUUAGAAUGUAAUGAUCGGGAGUAAUAACUUAUUUAAGCAAUUUUGAGUAUAUGCUCAGAUAAGCUUGCCUGUUUGUCAGUCUUCUGAUAAGAGGCUACACAUGGAUAUGGUGCUGGGCUCAGAGCCAAGUAACUCAUUUGUAGUGCUCUGAAACCUGGUAUUCAUUGAGAGAGACCAUUAACUGGUCCAUCAUUCAUAAAUUAGAUUUAUGGGUGUGCUGCUGUAAUGUUUAAAGUAACAGCUGUUUUACAAAUUCUUAAUAAUUCCUAACUCUCAAUGACCUCACUAAUGUAAACUGGAGCAGAUAGGCUGCUAUCUAGUUCAGAACAGCAAGAUCAGCCUUAGUGUUAUGUAACAUGAAUUUCUGAGAGAAGAGUUCUUUUUAAGCCAGACCUUUGGUCGUUUAUCAAUAAAGUUGGCAUGGUAAAAAGCAUUUGUUCUCUGUCAUGUCGAUCUUUGAUCAGUGUGAACACAUAUUCGUCAGCUAAUAAGACACUUUUAUACAAACCCUUCUGAUUUUUAUCAGUAGGUAUUUUGUAGGAUGAUUCAUAGUUGGCACUCAGUGUUUGAAACUCCCAUUGUUCUAAGCACAUUUUGCGACAGGGAAUUUCAUUAGCAUGAGCAGUUUCUAAGCUCUGGGCGCAGUACUGCGCCUGAGAUUUCAGAUUAAAAAUGCAGAAUGGAAGGAAAAGAGGACCUUUUCCUGCCUCCCCACUUCCAGUUACUCUCUGAAGACUGGAGAAGAGACCCUCGUAAGGAUAUUAAGGUGUGGGCAGAGGAAGGACUAGACCAUGUGAAAAAUGAACAUGAUAUUUUAGCUGCAGUUCAUUCAUUUUCAGCUUUGUAUUCGUGUUAUAAAAAGUGUGCCUAGACAUCCUGUUGUUGUGCCCAUAACCUAGGUUUAAGGUGUCAUUUAGUUCCUAGUUUUCAUAUCUCGGUUUCUAACACUGUUGGCAAUGAUCAGUGGAAAAACAGGGGGAGACUGUCUUAUCCUGGACAUGUUCAGUUAUUUAAGUGGAGAAAGUGACAAUUUCAGAUCUGAAACAGAAAUUGAGUGGAUUAUAGAGGCAAAUAUUUAAACAGCUCUCAUAUUUUAAAUGCUGAUAUAUUUUUAUGUAUACUUUUUAAAGGCAUUGUUCAGUCUUUAAAUAAAAAGUAGUAUGACUCACUUCUGUGACUUCACAAGACUGGAUUCAUUUUACACAGUGUAUUUCCGUGUAUCUAUACAAAGAAAUGUGACAUCAGGAUUUUAUGCAAAGAAAAAUUAUCUGUCUUAUCCAUAGCCAAAAAGAUAUCUAUUUUUGUUGCAGUGUCCAUGGGGAACUCCUAAAAACACCACAAUAUCAUGUUCCUUUGCUGAUGUCAUGAGUGAACAGCUAGCUAAAGAGCUACAGUUAGAAGAAGAAAAUUCUUCUUUUCCUGAAGUGGUAUCGUAAGUUGAAUAUCCUUACAUUAUGAAUGCUUAUUACAGACUUAGUUAAUUGUUAGUGGGAUCCUGUAAUUUUUUUUUACAGCUGCAAAUCUUCACUCCUGUACUUGGAAGUACCGUAUUUUUCGCUCUAUAAGAUGCCCCAGACCACAAGACGCACCUAGUUUUUGGAGGAGGAAAACAAGAAGAAAAAAAUUUCUGAAUCCCAGAAGCCAGAACAGCAAGAGGGAUCGCUGUGCAGUGAAAGCAGCAAUCCCUCUUGCUGUUCUGGCUUCUGGGAUAGCUUCGCAGCCUGCAUUCGCUCCAUAAGACGCACACACAUUUCCCCUUACUUUUAAGGAGGGAAAAAGUGAGUCUUACAGAGCAAAAAAUACGGUAUAUAUUACAUAAGUAGAACUUCUGAGUACAUAUGCAUAGAGUCAGGUGGUGAGUGUGAUUUUUGGGAAACUAUUGUAGCAAUAGCUAAAGUCAGUACUGGGGCUUGACAAAGUCUUUUCGUUGGGGUAUAAAAGCUAGUUACGACCCUUCUUACCUGCUGCUGCCAUAGCUUUCUCUUCAGGUUUGAGAGAGGAAAAAAGUUGUUGCCUAGUGAAAUGACUCAUCUUACACAAGGUGCCUGAAAGAGUCUGAAUUGUUUCCUUGUUUGAAGUGAGCUGUAUUCAAAUGGAAGGGAGUAGAAUUACCACACUCCAUGUUGUAUACUGUGUGGAAAUUAUUUAAGUGUCCUGCCAGGCUCCUUUAAAAUGAAGAAAUUGCAUACCCACCUCCUUCCUUUUUAAUUACACAAAGCAAUCAACUUCCUCCUCUGCAACGUAUAUUAUAUGGCAGCUAUAUUCUUAGUUGGAGUACCAAGGGCUGAAUUGUCCCGCUAAGUGUUCUCUUUUGGUCUCUCAUAUCCAGGGCUGUUGAAGGAUCAUUUAUUAGUGGAGAGAAUAUUGAUACUUCCAGUGACUUGAUGCUGGCACAGAUGCUGCAAAUGGAAUUUGAUAGAGAAUUUGAUGCACAGCUUCGACGUGAAGAAAAGAAGUUCAAUGGAGAUAGCAAAGGUUACUAUCAUGAGUCAUGAUUUCUUUGUUAGGGUGAAUCUUUCUGUUUCUCAGUGGCCCUUCUAACAACUGUUAACUCAUAUACAUUUUUGUUUCUAUUUCUCAAGUGUCCAUAUCUUUUGAGAACUACCGCAAGGUACAUCCUUUUGAAGACAGUGACAGCUCUGAAGAUGAGGUCGAUUGGCAGGAUACUCGUCAUGAUCCUUAUAGAGCAGGUACCAUUUGGAUUAAAAACUUAUGAAAUGUACCAUUUCUAUAAGCAAAGUUUUUCAUAUUGUAGGAUCCUGAAAAAGUGUUUUGUGAGGCCAUUGGCAACUGCUUAAUGAAGAUCACGCUGUGAAUUACAUAAUAUGCUGUUAUCUUUUAAAUAUUAUAAUGUUUAAUAGAGCACAUGGGAGUGCUUUCAAUAGAAAAAGGCAAAUCCCUGCUAAACUGUAGCUUGAAUUCUAAAAAUUUAGAAUAGGGUAUAGGGAGGAGAAGAAAAGGAAGGAAUGUGAGUAAAGCAGUUAUGUGUACUUCUCUUGUGCAAAGAUUGUCUGGGAGACAGAUUCAGGAAUGGGAAGCUGCAGCCUUCCAAUAGCUUUGUCAGUAGUUCAUGCAUUUUCUAGUUAUGUUGAUUAAAUAUGAAGUAUUAGCAACACAUUUCAAAAAAAUCUGUACUAAAUGAGCCCCCCUUUUAGGAUAUGAAAGUGUCAGAUUUUCUCAAGCUUCCCUAAGAACUAAAACCUUUUUGUUCACUAUAGCUGCAAAGAAAUAACAGCCAAAAGAAAUGGAAAGGAUCAGGGUAGUUUGUGUAGGAAACCAUAUGAUAUAACUAUAUAUAUAUAUAUAUAUAUAUAUAUAUAUAGUGAUUGCAUCAGUGUAAUUUGUGCCCUAGAAUGCUUUGUAGGAUGUGGCUAAAAAGGUUGCAUACAUUUACUAGUCUUGGAAGUGUAUUUUGAGUGCAAUAUUUUUAUUAUUCAUAGAUAAGCCCACUACUACUCCCAAGAAAGGCUUUAUAGGAAAAGGAAAAGAUAUUACUACCAAGCAUGAUGAGGUUGUGUGUGGAAGAAAGAAUACUGCUCGAAUGGAAAAUGUAAGUUCUGUCCUAAGUUUAUGAUUGACGUUCCAAGGUUGGUCCGUGACUACUUACAAAACACUUGUUGACUCUUGAUAUAUACUGCUUCACUUCCCAUGAUAACCCAGUAUUUGAUACAAAUGUCAUGAUAGUAUCUAUGUCAGUAUUUAAACUUGUUCUAUGCACCUGUUUAAAAACAAUUAUAUGGCUCUAUUUGCACAUAACACUAAGCCCUGGUUUGUUGUAACCAUAGUUUGCCCAUCUGUGAGGUAACUCAUAGCAUGUUGAACAAACAAGUCAUGGCUUGUUUUCUCCCAAGCUAAAUUUGUUUUCUAGCUGCUCUUACCUCAUGCCUCUGUAGCUUGGUGAGUAUCCAGCACUGGGUGGCCAACAAACCAUGGUUCAGCAAGCCACACUUCGUCUAAACAAGCCAUAAUUUAGCACGGCAUGUAAACCAGGCCAUGAUCUCUUAGCUUCUGAAGCGUAUGUCAGAGAUUCAGAUCCAGAAGGGAGCACGGUAUCCUAUUACCUUGGAAUGCCCCCUAAUGUCUCUGGUUAAAUACUUUCGUAGAAGGAUUUCAUAGGAUCAUAGAAUUGUAGAGUUGGAAUAGACCAUGAGUGUCAUCUAGCCAAACCCUGUACUAGAAGUUCAUAGUAUAGUUGCCCCAUAUUUUUAUUCUUUCUUAUAACUAUAUUGAUCUGUUGUAGUUUGUAUUUGUCAUGGCCUCUGACAGGAACAAUAAAAUUUAUUAUCUGCAUUACUGUCAUCUGCAGUGUGCUUUAGUGGAUAAAGUGCUAAGCUUGAACUUGAGAGAUCUGGGUUCAAAUUUCUGCUCUGUCUUAAAGCUCCCAAACUGGCCUGGAGUGAGUCUCUCUCCCAUAGGUCUUCUCUUUAGAUUGUUAUGAUAAUAUGGGGGAAAGUUAUUUUUGCUGUUCUGAGCUAUAGUAAGUAAUGGACGCACUGCAGGUGUAGGUCUCCCCUAUCAGCAACUUUUUCAGACACACAGAAAAUUCCAUGUCAUUCACUGAAUUUCACCUGUCUUCACAGUUUGCACCUGAAUUUCAAGUUGGUGAUGGAAUUGGUAUGGACCUAAAAUUGUCCAAUCAUGUCUUCAAUGCCUUAAAGCAGCAUGCAUACUCCGAGGAACGUAGAAGCGCCAGGCUCCAUGAGAAGAAGGAACAUUCUACUGCUGUACGUUUUGGUGACUCAGACAAAAUGAAAAUUUCAUAGUUUAGCAGGGCUGUAUUAUUUAGAAUAAACUUGAUAUCUGAAUACUGGAAAAGUUAAGACUUUUCUGGAGUCAUAGCAGAACAUUAUUUGAGAGUUGCACCUGCUGAGUAGGUUGUUUUAUGCUAUGGGAGUGUUAAGUCUGAAGUAAUUGAUACAGAAAAAUAUAUAGAGGAUAGUUUUAAAAUUUAAAGCACCUGAUCAAGCUAAAGUUCAUAGCACUUGUAGAUUAAUCAAAGGAACGUUUUGUCAUCUGCACUAAACAUACAGCAUAAUAAAAGUUUAUCUUCCCCGCUCUUCUUGUGCAGGAGAAAGCAGUAGAUCCUAAAACACGCUUACUUUUGUAUAAGAUGGUCAAUUCUGGAAUGCUGGAGACCAUCACUGGAUGCAUAAGUACAGGAAAAGAGUCGGUGGUGUUUCAUGCAUAUGGAGGAAGGUAUUUUUAAAAAUAUGGUUAUGAUACUUGUAUUGUGUAAAACUGAGAGCAACUGCAGAGCAACAUAGUAUUUGGAAUACUUGUAUACUGUUCGUUACCUUAGAUUUUAUAAAAUUGUUGCGGUGGAAGUAUGCAGCAUAACACUUGUCCCCCUUCCUUAAAAUAAAUAAUAUUAUAGGCUAUACUGAAACCUUAAGUUAAAUCUACUAUUUAAAUCUAGUAAUGUAAAAUAUACAUCAUUAUAAAAUGAAUAUUUAACUAGUUCAAUGGUCAAAUGUUUCAAAGCUGACAUAUUGAGAUAUAAUGCAAUGAAAUAAUUUUCCAAAUAUGUUCUCGUCUUUUGCCUUAUCUAUACUUUCUCAUCUGUUUUACUGGUUGAAGCUUCUUUAAAAUUGGUUUGUAGGCAUGUAACUAAAACUUCUUUUUUUCUCCUCUUAAAGUUUGGGUGAGGAUGCUAGCCCCAUACCUUCAGAAUGUGCCAUAAAGGUGUUUAAAACAACUCUGAAUGAAUUUAAGAAUCGUGAUAAAUAUAUCAAAGAUGAUUAUAGGUUCAGAGAUCGUUUCAGCAAACUGAAUCCACGAAAGAUAAUCCGAAUGUGGGCUGAGAAAGAAAUGCACAACUUAAAAAGGUAUGGAACUGUAGUUGCUUAAAAAGGUAUGGAACUUAAAAAGGUAUGGAAAUGAAUAAGCUGUAGCAUCUUUUUGAAAACCAAGUACUUGGGAAUCAAUGUAAAAUCUCCCUUCAACAUUGACUACAUGUCUUGAACCAUGUUCCUUUAUGUAUAAAAUAUUUUACAUUUUUUACAAUUAUUAUUUGCUAUACUGUACAGGUAACUGUUUUGCUUUAAAUCUUAAUUUAUUUAAAACUAUAUAGUGCCUGUCCAGUUGGUGUAUACAAUAAAAUACAAAGCUAUACAAAAUGGUUAAAAAUAAAAAAAUCCAACAUAAAUCAUAAUUGAGUACAACCCAUUAGUUAAUACAUUUAAAGCUGUUAUUAAAAUGUUAUAUGGCAGUAAUGAGGAAUCUGCAGCCCACAAGUCUAAUUCAGGCUGGUAGAAAUGUGCCUAAUUUGGCCCCCAAUCCACCUUGUAUGUUGUAUAUGAUGUUAGGUGUGGGGCAGGGAAAGACAUGGGAGCAGAGGAUUGAUAAGAGCCUCACAAUGCGGAAUCAAACAGGGUUUGCUUGAUUGGCAGUGACUUCAAGCUCCAAUUGAAUCAGCUAAAAUGUCUUUUAACUGAUGGGCUUGAAUUCAAGCUGUACUGCAAAGGAGAAAUGGGUGACCUGAUGUCAGGUGAUUGACAGGUGGGCAGCCCCAUCCACCUGUCAAAGUGACCCACCAAAGGUGGGUGAGCUUAAGGAUCUUGCCUGCUCAGCUGAGAAGAUUCACGACCCUGUUGCAUGCUUUUAUAAAGAGCCAGUAACUGUAAUUGAGUCAAAACAGGUAUGACAGUGUAGGCAUGUUGGUGAGUUUUGACUAGCUGUAAAUACUUAUGCUCUAAUGCAUUUUUCGUCUUCUUCACAGAAUGCAGGCAGCUGGCAUUCCUUGUCCAGAAGUGGUUACCCUUAAAAAGCAUGUCUUAGUUAUGUCCUUCAUUGGCCAGGAUCAAGUUCCAGCUCCUAAACUAAAAGAAGUAAAACUCAGUAGCGAAGAUAUGAAGAAGGCUUACUAUCAAGUUCUUCAUGUAAGAUCAAUACAAUUGUCUUGUCUUGAAACUAUUGGCAAGAGUUCCUUUCAAUAACAGAUAAUUGAUGAAUAUUAUUUAUUUACUUAUUGAAUUUAUAUAAAUGUGCAUGUAGGGUCCCUCCGCUGUCUGGUAAGGUUGUUAAGAUCAUCAAAUGAAGCCCAUUAGUUUUUCCAUGGCCUGAUUAUUGGCUUGUAAUAUGGAGUAUGGCAUUUUCAUUAGGGGCACCAGUGUUGUGGAACAUGGGAGGCCCCAUCAGUAUUGGCAUUCCACCUGCUCUUAAAGAUGCACCUGUUUCAACAAGCAUUUCCCUGAUCUUGAAAUACUUUAUUUGAUGGUUGUUUUAACUGCUAUGCUCUUUUAAUAGGCUUAUUUAUUAUGGAUGUGUUAAUGUGGUUUUACUAUGUACUUUAAUUAUAUUGUCUUUUUAGUCAGAACUGUAUUGGAGUCAAAGAUUACUACAAGUACCUUGAACAAAAAUUUGAAUACAGGACCACUGAAAGUGUUGGUUCUGUGAAACCAGCAAUUAUCUUUACAACAGUAUAUCCUAGAGUCCCACAAUACUUGGAUUAUAUUUAAUACUCCCGAGAUUGACAGCCUUUCUUAGUGUAGUAAGUGUACUAUAAAAAGUCAUGGCAAAGUACUUUUAGUAGAAGCAAGAGUGAUUAGGGCAUUUUAAAAACAUGCCUAUCAGUCAUAUGCAGUUGCAAUUCUACACAGUUCAGAUAAGCUAACUAGAGUGAGCAUGCCAAAUAUUAUCUGUAAUAUAAUUUGGUAAUAUUUUGGACUUCCGGGUUGGCGCCUCUGGGACUUCUGGGUUGGCGCCUCUGGCAAUGGCGGAUUUCCUCCGAUCGGGAGGAACCCGCUCCGUGAAAAACAGGGUCUGAACCGCCACGGCGACGCGGAGACCCAUUAAAAACCACAGGCGGGAGAAGCCUGUGGACGUGGGAUUCGGCUGGCACCUUUGCGCCUCCCCUACUCGCGGGGAAACCCUGUUUUGGGGAUCCGGAGCGACGUGGGGUGAGUGGCGCAGUUCUUUGAAUCGACUGCUUCUUUCACGGAGUGAAGCCGCAUUGCUGUUGCCGGAGAGCGCUGACUUUUUCCUGUGGACAAUUGGAUUUUAAACAACUACUCGUGAGUAAAACGGAAAAUUGGAUUCUUAAAUACUUCAAUUUGGCACUGAAACGGGAAGGUUAUAAACAGGAAGUCCGCCUCCCGUUUUUGUAAAUAGACUGAAGCAAAGACGUUACAAGUUAAAGCCUUUGAAAGCUCUUGGAAAAGGAUUAAAUUUCCACCGGUUUAAAAAUACAAAACCCCCUUGGAAGCAGGAGAAGAGGGAGAAAUUUUGGAUCUAGUGAGCCUGCAGGAGAGAGUGAAAAAAUCAAAUUACCACUGCUCUGAACCUGGGAACGGGCUGCCAGAUGACGUUUGGAGAGAGUGCUUUUGACAGAACGGAUUUGACAGCUAGCUAAACAAGAGUAAGAUACUGUUUCCAUUGUCCCUUUCUGCGUUUUUAAAAAAAGAGGAAAAGUAACUGAAAUUUUAUCUUUAAUGUUUGAAGUUGUGCUUGAAAGAACUGAUACAAGUGGAGACUGUUUCCCUCUAGAGGGAGCUUUUGAAACUGUAACAGGACUGUAACUGGGGGAUUUCCAGCUGCAGAUAAGGAGUUUGAGAACCAGAGUGCGACCUUGGACUAUUUAAAAAUGUUGACAGGAGAGGCCAUUGUGACUGUUUUAUGUAAGAUAAGCUGUUCGCUGGGACAGCUUCACAAGAAGAUGGAUGAUAUGACUCUCAAAGUUGAUAAUUUGGAACAGAAAGUGACCAACUUGAGUCAAAAAGCGAACACUAACACAGAAAUAAUUCAGGACUUGGUACAGGAACCCAUUUUGGCAGGACAAAUGGUGGAGGAGAAGGAGAAUGCAGCUGUUGUUGAACAUAAAAUACCUUAUUUUUCGCCCUAUAAGACGCACUUUUUCCCCUCCAAAAAUGAAGGGGAAAUGUGUGUGCGUCCUAUGGGGUGAAUGCAGGCUUUCGCUGAAGCCUGGAGAGCGAGGGGGGUCGGUGCGCACUGACCCCUCUAGCUUGCCAGGCUUCAGGAAGCUAUCCGCUAGCCGUGGGAGACCCAGCUCUCCCAGGGCUAGCGGAGAGCUUGCCUGCACCCAGAAGCUUGGGGCGCGCUGAGCUCCGCACGCCCCAAGCUUCGGGAUUAGCGCAGCGCACCUGGGGGGGAAAUAAAAAUUUUUUUCCUUUAUUUCCCCCCAAAAAAACUAGGUGCGUCCUAUGGGCCGGUGCGUCCUAUGGGGCGAAAAAUACGGUAAUACAAGUGAGAUCUGUGGAUUUACAGAAGCAAAUUGGAGACUAUAAGUUGAGGCCUUCUAUGAUUGAAUCUAGGAAAAGCCAGACUCCGAGGAAUGGAUCCCGGUUUGGAUUAAAGAAGGAAAGUUGGAAAGAGCCCUCUAUGCAGGGAUUAACUGACUUUUGGGACAUGGACUCAGGCCUGGAGGAGAUUGAAGUUUUGGGGGCCUUUGGAAUUGGAGGAAUUUUGAAAUAUACCUGGAAAUAGUUUAUGGACUGUAGCUUUAACUAUGGAAAUUUAGCUGAUCUGUUCAGAAGGAAGAAAAGGAUUGACAGGUUGGAGUUUCCCCGAGAUUGGCUCUUUAGCAUUAAAGAAAAUGAAGAAGACCUGCAGAAGGGACUUGAAAAGAGUUAAGAGCCUCUGACAUAAGAUCACCAGGUUGAUGGACUUUAUGGAAUUGACGGAAAGGACUGGCAGAAUCCGAAACCUGGGAGAGGAGAUGGUGGAAGAAGAUUGGAAAAUUUAAAGUUUAUAUAUAGACUUAUGGUAAAACUAAUGAGUGAUAGAAAAAUGGUGGAAUGGUUUUUUUUGUUUUUUUUAUGGGCUUAACAGAAAUGUUAUAAGGAGUUAAGCACAUAUAAGUAUUUUAGUUUUAAUGGAAAAUAAGGUUAAAAUAAUACGUUAUUUACAAUAGCACAGAAAAUGGAGAAAGAUGGAAAGGAUUUGCUGAAACAGUUAAUAGAAGUGGAACACAAAAAGGGAGGUGUGAGGAGGUUGUGGAAACAAGGGAACGAAAGAUAGAGUAUGGAAAAGAGAUGAUGUAUGUUUUUAAAUUGUUUUUGUUUUGGGAGUGGGGUUAGUUUAGUUUAGCUUAAUGUGUUUAGUUUUGAGUUUAGGUUGUGUUUUGUAUUGUUUAUAUAUUGUAUUGUAUUGUGUGUGUUUUUUCUCUUUGUUUUUUCUUCUGUUUUUUCUCUUUUGCUUUUUUCUCUCUUUUUGUAAUCUAUAAAAGUAAUAAAUAUUAUUUUAAAAAUAUAUAUAUAUAUAAUUUGGUAAUAUUUUGUUUCUGAAAAAUAAGCAAAGAUUCUUUCAUAUGGUUGCUUUCUGUAUCCAGCAUGCAUGUACCCAUGUAUACACUGUUAAUUUUUAAUCAGUCUUUAGUGGUAAUAUUGAAUAAUAAUUUAGUGGCAUGGAGAGCAUUCCCAUUAAUAACUUGCUGCUUGUUUCUAGAUGAUGCAACAGUUGUAUAAAGAGUGCAGUUUAGUUCAUGCUGACCUAAGUGAAUACAACAUGCUGUGGCAAGGGGGAAAGGUAAGCAGAUUCUGCAUGGAGAAAAAUAACUAGAGAUGGUCCCAUAUGCAAAUAUCUGAAAUACUCAUCUUAUUUAUAUUAUAGGUCUGGUUAAUUGAUGUCAGUCAGUCUGUGGAGCCCACUCACCCACAUGGACUCCAGUUCUUGUUUAGAGAUUGCAGGAAUGUUUCACAGGUAAAGCGUCUGACAAUCUUGUUAUUUUGUAUUUGUAUCUAUAGAAGUGCAUGUAUCUUAAAAUGUAUAUGGAAGUUUUCUCAAAAUAUUUAUCACUUCAUUCUGAAAAUGUAGGUUUAAUUUUAAUGGGGAAGAGAGAGGAUUCUAUUCAGGGACAUUCAAGGAAGAGUUGAGAACAUCUUAAAUUGUAAUUGAUUUUUGGUCCCUUAGUUGCUUGUAAUACAAAAAAAACAAACAAACCAAAAAACCAGCUGUCUUUUUAAUAGGUUAUCAAAAGAGUUUAUUCAAGGCCCUGACCUUGAUCUGGAGAGUCCACUCCCCUUCAAAAAUAAGACAACACAGGCUUAUAAAACAUGCUUGUAUUUGUGAGAAAAAUGCAGGCUAGAAAGCUUAGGAAAAUCUUAUUGCAAGUCCAGAUGUCCACAAAUAAUAGCUACCUCAAACCACUGCUAGACUAAAGAAAGUCAGUGAGAAAGAAGGGGGGAUGCCUUGAUGAAUUCAGUGGUUAAACUUAUCUUUGCUUUUAAUGAAAGUUCUUCCAGAAAAAUGGUGUAUCUGAAACACUCGGUGAAAGAGAGCUCUUCAAUGCUGUCUCAGGUUUAAACUUAGCAGCUGACAAUGAAGUGGACUUCUUAGCUGAGGUAAGUUCUCCCCACCUUGGAGUGUGUGGGGGAGGGGGAGUAUAAAUGUGAUCUUAUUCACUAGGCUGCACUCCGAGAAGCUCUUAGACUGUGCAGAGAGAUCUGCAUUAUGAAGGCAGAGUUGAGCCCAAUUUUUUAGCUUUGUUAUUCAUACAUUUGGAAAUGCCACUUGUCUUUGUGUGAUUCAGCCUUUCUGUCUAAAUAUGAAGCAUUCCCCCUAGGAAUAUAUGAGUGAGUACUAUUCAUGAAACUUAUUCAUGUACCAUUUUAGUGAAACCCUUGGUUUCUGCAAGAGACAAAGCGUUAACCUGCCCAAUAAAGUGAGCAAAUGUAGGGUUUUCAGAAAACCAGUUUUUAUCAUCGUCCUGAAAAUCCUGAGUCUUGGGGCACAAAGAAUUAACCAGACCUAACUUGAUCUGACAAUAUAAUGCUUUCGGCUGUGAGUGUGUUCUGAGGGAAAUUGUUCUUGCUUUAGCUAUACUCAUUUUGCUACUUAUUUUAGAAAUUAUAUGUACUGCUUAAUUACAGUCAAAUCUAAGUGCUAUGGAGAAGGCUCAGUACAAUGAAACAAAAAUGAAUUAAAACAAUAAAAUCGGAACUCAGAUAAAAAGCCUGCUGGAUUUUUUUCUUUCUUUUUUUAGUAUUGUGAGUUAGAGUAGUGAACUGCAAAAAUAGUAUAUUUGGGUUUGGCGUUCAAUGUCAACUUUAAGAGAAUUUUUCAAAUUGAAAACAGGCUUGUUAAAACUCUAAAAUUAAUGAAUUAUUUGUAACUAAGACAAUAAACAUUUAUUUUAAACAAUUGUAUUGUGAUUUUCACUGCAGUUAGCAAUUCUAGAGUGGUAACAAUGAAACUGUAGAAUAUACAUAAAUUAUACAGCAAACAGCAUAUCAGCAAAACAAUGUAAUUUCAACCACCAAAACCAUAGACUGACAUUACAUUUCAGCGAAGACCUAAGCUAAUAGUCAGGUGUACACAAACUGCUUUUCAAAGCAGUUUCAGUAGUGGAUUGCCAUAUGGCAUAGACUGCUGCUGUUUGGGGAAACUCGAGACCAAAGGUCCUCUGAGGCUCAAAGGAAUUAGUUGUCUGCAGUUGUUUGGUUUCUGUGGACUUCGUUUUCACUAACAUGGGUCUGUGAUUUUGACUUUAAUUUGGCUCUUAGUUAAACACGCAGGUAAUAUUUCCAUUGAAUAUGCUUGUAUAGGAACCACUGGGAAUGGUUCAACAGAAGUAGUAUUUUCACUAAACUAUGUAUGAAAAUCCCAACUAACUCCUUGUUCUUAGAACAUAGUUGUGCGUGGGCUGAGCUGAUGGUGCUGUUGUCUGCAUUUCCCAUUAUGCCUUGUCCAUUUUCCCCAGCACAAAAGAUGUUUUGUUACCAGGUGAGACUAUCUUGCAUAUGGUGUGUCAAUCUAUUUUGUUUCUGCAAGGGGAAAAAUGUCAAGGAUAGUAAUGCUGGUGAAACAGGAAGAAAAUAAAAUCGGCAAAGCUCAAUAACAGGCUUUUGUAUGCUGCAUGAACUCACAAUUGUUUAAACAUGAGCUGAUCAGUAAUGUGACAACAAUAAAAGGUGAAGACAAAGGCAGUACAAGUUCAGCAAAUUGGUAUCAUGCCAAGCAGAAUUGCAGUACAUUUAAAUAUAGUCUGUUUCUGACUACUAUGUGUCUUUCUGUUUUAUAGAUUGAGGCUUUGGAGAAGAUGAGUGAAGAUCAUGUUCAAAAUCAUGGGAAAAAGGUGUCUCUGUAUCCGAGUGAUUAUGGGAGUCCACCAACAUCUUGCAAUGAAUAGCACUUUGAGUUGAACUGAAACAUCUUUUUUGCAUCUUACAUGAAGUGCAGUGAUUAAAUGUCAGCUGCCAAAAGCAACAGAAGUUAUGGUCAACUCAGAAUGCCAUAAAUGAAACUUCAGGGAACGUGCAUUGGUGCUUUGGUGUGUUUUUCAGACAAGCCCACGUUAGGUCACUGGGACUGUCAACUACAUGGCUCUCUGACAAUGGAAAGUAAUUUCCUUUUUAAUCUGACAUGAAUUUUUCAGGUCAGUGCAGCUAAGUUAAGAAUAUGGUGUGAUGAAAUAUUUAAUUUAUUUAAUGUCACAAUUUCAGACUAAACUGAAGUACUACAUAAAAAUGGGAAAGAGUGAUUGAUACUCUUUCCUUCCCCUUACACUUUUACAUACUGGUAUAACUGAUGGAGGAAAAAUUUAAAACUUUUUGUUUGUAUGGUUUAUGCACAGACUUUAAUUUUAAUAGUGUAUGGUUAAAGGGAGGCUCACAUUAUGUUUCAUAACUAUAUUCAACAUUGAUUUCAUAUCAAAAGUUUACUAUUUUUACAAAAACUUUAAUAUUCAAUAUACAAAAUUUAUAUUAAUCACUAAGAACAGCCUAAAACAUUUUAUAUGAUUUUUACACAAUAAUAAAAAAAACUCUUUUCUUGUAAUUUGAUUCUUAAAUAUGCAGGCCAUUAUGUUAAAUGCUGAAAGAAGAAACUUGCUACUGGAUUAUCAAUAGCAAAAAUAUUUGGUCUUUGUUUCUUGAACAAUACUUGAACAGAAGGCACCUUAGUAUGAUUCUCACAUGGAGGUAGCUUUGGGAACAAAUAUAAACAAGUCUAAAUUACACAAAAGUAGUAAGGAUGCACAGCAGAAGAAGCUUCUGUACAGUUGUAUCCUAAAUGCAUAAACUUGAGAUGAUAGUAAAUUUACAUCUUUGCACAAUAGAUUCUUUAGGUGUGAUUCAGAAAACAUCUUUUGUCUCCGCAUGUGUAUGUAACGUAGCCUCUCAUGUAAUACAAUUUGAUGCAGUUGAUAUGACCACAUAAACAAAAACCCACUAGAACACAAAUCCUUGGUGAUGCAUAUGUGUAAGAAAUCUAGAGUCCUAUAACAAUGAACAAGUCUACAAGAUCUUAUAUGGAAGUUGAGGAGAGACUUGCCUGCCUAUUCAUGUAUUGUUGAUUUCAUUCUUGGAGUGUACCUAAGUGUAACUAAAUUGUAUCAUUUCACUAAGGUCAGUAUUAAACAACAGUUCAUUCACUGACAGAUUUGUUAGAUUAAUGGACUUAGUAGGGUGGUAAAAUUUUAGAAUGGUCAUCUUUUGUUUUCAGAUUUCUUCUUUUAGAUCCCUUCAUUAUGUUGUAGUGAGAGACUGUUGCUGUGUGAAGCUCUCAUAGUGGCCUAUGGAAAAGCUCGUUCCAUGCAAAAAUAAGAGGGAUAAUAAACAAAUCUGAUCUUGUCCCUGUGUUCGUGUAGGGUUUUUUUUCUCCAGCUUUUGUCUUUGUCCAGCUUUAAAAAUUACAUUCUAGUUCAAAAUCCAUCAUUCUCACAAAAGUGAAUGAGUGUAACAUGCUGAGAGGCUGGUCUAUAGAAAAGAUAUUUAAAGUAAGCGUUGUAUUUAACUGUCCAUAUAAAAUCUGAUCAAUUUUCAAAUAAGACAUUGGCAAGUACAAUCAAAUGCAGCCAUCCAAUGAAUGUAACAGAAGUGUAAUGUAUGCAUUUUAAAACUGUUAUGAUGUUCCUGAUAGGCUUUUACUAAAUUGGGUAUUAAGAACUAUUGAAAAUUAUUUGUUUUUUUAUUAAAAAUACCCUUUGACCAACCUUUCAGAUGACCUGCAUUUUUUAUUAUUAUUGUGUACCGCCCUAUAACCGCAGGUCUCAGGGCGGUUCACAACAUAAAAUCACAGUAUAAAAAUGCAAAAUACAUAAUAGAAAUAAAAACACUUUUAGAAGAGCAUUUGUUUGGAAAUGGUAUGGUGGUCUUGCUAACGAUUCAGCUACUACAGCCACCUUCACAAAUUUUGGUAUUGUAAGUAAAACCAAAACCGUCUCCAACAGCAAAAGGCCUCCCUGAGAACUGCUUUUACAAUUCUACACUUUCAAACAAUGCCCACAUCAGUCUUAGAUGGAAGAUACAGGAAAGUUCCAAUGCAUUUAAGAUUCUGUAUUUGUGGGGCAGGUGAAGUUAGAAGAUCUUCCCCAUUACAUACAUACUCCACUGUCAGCUCAGCUCUAUCAAAACCCCAGAAAGAUUUUUAGAACAGAUGUUUGCACUGCUGCAGCGACAGAACAAUGAAGUGAAAAUAUGUUGGCUAUUAUAUGACUGCGACCCACUUGUCACAUAUAAAGCAGCUUUAUUCGCAAAAGCCACUAAAAGUAUUUGUGCUAGUCACAUAAAAGACAACACUAGAUUGUGCAGGGG
Molecule: messenger RNA, 18254 nt
Organism: Podarcis lilfordi (Lilford's wall lizard)
Lineage: Eukaryota; Metazoa; Chordata; Lepidosauria; Squamata; Lacertidae
Source: the annotation of a GenBank genome assembly